Coccidioides immitis RS is the source of this 327-nucleotide messenger RNA. Its product is annotated as argonaute. The record is from RefSeq and is a predicted model, not a curated record. The coding region runs from base 1 to 327 and encodes 108 amino acids. Lineage: Eukaryota; Fungi; Ascomycota; Eurotiomycetes; Onygenales; Onygenaceae. The transcript is spliced from 2 exons.
AUGACUGGCGCGUCCAAACGCCGCCGCCGACACGGUGGCACGACCAACUCUGCGGCAAAGCCUCAGAGCACUGCAGUCGAACAAUACGAUGGACCUUCGAAUCAAGGGCGUCAGCCAGUGAACGCUGGAGUCAUGUCCGCUCCGGCUAAUACUCCUAUGAAUUUCCCCCCCAUAAAAUCGCCAGCUCUUGGUCGUGAAACAGGCCCAGGACCACUUAGUCCGCAAAGCAAUGCCUCGAAUCAGAUGCUUGACCCAGCUCGCGACACUGAUAUGUGCCAUGAUAUAGAAUUUUCACUUAAAUUUAGUUCUUCGCUUACCCUCCGAUAA